UUUGCCGUCAUCCAGCUGGUCGCUAUGGCGAAAUACAGUAAUCAGCAUGAUGGAUAUGAGCGACUGCUCCAAACAGACUGUCACAUGCAGCAACAGUUACCAGCUAACGACGUGCAGCCGACACGCAAGUUCACUCUACAAUCCAUGCAGCCAGUGUAGCAAACUUAAUUCGCCUUCGGCUGCUUGAUAGUACACACAUCCUUUCUUUCUUUCGUACUCUCAGCUUCAUGAUUUUUUCGAAAUGCAUCAACCUUAGCUUGAUUCACAUGUUUGUUAUUUUUACCGCAUUUGAAAUGCCAAACUAUACGGACUGUAGUGAUCACGGAUCAGUUGCGAUCCGAGAUGAGUCGCAGUCAAGAUGUUACGUAGGAGGUAGGACUACUGCCUUACAUUCGUCUGAGUCGGCAGCACCAUAUUAAUCCACUCUGUGCGGGGCUCCAUUAAUUUCCGCGAAGAUUCCGUUUACACCACUUUUUGCCAGUUUGGGUUUUGUAUUAGUGUUGCUAUCGGCCAUGGAUUAUUCGGCAGAAGACGCCGCUUUUUAUAACCGCUUGAAUUGUACGGCAAAUAAUUCAGCGGAUGUGCUAAUGUUCCUGAACCAGAGUGAUCCCGGAUAUUUGGCCCAAAGAUACAGCUACAUCAUUAUUCUGCUCGUUUUGGCCGGUUUCGGUGUGGCGCUUAAUGCCGGCAUGAUAGCGCUUCUACUGAAAAGUGUCAUAUAUCGUCAUUCGACGCUAAGCAGCUUAUUACUGCAGUUAUUUGUGGCUAAUCUGAUGGUGCCGGUGUUCUGUCUACUGGCUGACGGGAUCUGGAACAUCACCGUGCAGUGGUUGGGUGGGGAUCUUCUCUGCCCCGCCAUCAAAUUUUGCCAGAUGUUCAGUUUAUACGCGAGCACGUUAAUCCUGACCGGAAUGAGCAUUGAAACCUGCAUCACUGUAACAUUUCCACUGAGUAAAUCCAGUCAUUCCGAGAGUCUGUCGCGGGUGAAGGUCAUCAGUGGUUUUGUCUGGCUGGUCUCGUCGAUGUUCAGUGUGCCGCAGGCAGUAAUCUUCCAUACGGAUCGCGCCCCAAUUUGCACCAAAUUCUAUCAAUGCGUCACUCACGGCUUUUAUUCGAGCGCCGAUCAAGAGCUUGCCUACACCUUAGCUACUCUCACCGUCAUGUGCUUGAUUCCGCUGUGCAUUAUUGUAAUCUGCUAUUUGGUAAUUUCCGUGGCCAUCACACAGGAAUCGCGGAUGGCGGCCGGAAGUCUUGAUUCUGCCGCAAAUUCGCGAUUGUGUGCAUGUCACCCAGAAGAAAUUUCCAGGCCUAAUGCGCACACUGCCGCGAUGUUAUGUCCUAGCAGUAUGGGUCACGGUCAUUGGCUUUAUCGGAAAACCCGCAAAAUAUCCUUGUGGAUGACUUUUAUUACGGCUGCCAGUUUUGUUAUCUGCUGGGUGCCGUACUAUGUGGGAAUGCUUGGAUAUUUGUUCCACUGGACAGUGUCCACUAACACAAUGACUAUCAUUUUUUUGUCUGGGUCCCCCAACAUUUUAUCCGGCGGAAAACGUAUGAUGGCAUCGUGGAAUAGCUUCGUAAAUAAGUGA
Molecule: messenger RNA, 1586 nt
Organism: Paramacrobiotus metropolitanus
Lineage: Eukaryota; Metazoa; Tardigrada; Eutardigrada; Parachela; Macrobiotidae
Product: gonadotropin-releasing hormone receptor-like
Exons: 7
Coding region: 513-1586 (357 amino acids)
Biological process (GO): G protein-coupled receptor signaling pathway
Cellular component (GO): membrane
Molecular function (GO): G protein-coupled receptor activity; peptide binding
Source: RefSeq, a predicted model, not a curated record